AUGGCGAGAUCUGCAGAGAACCUACCCUGGAUUGAAAAGUACAGACCUGAAACACUUGAUGAUGUUUAUGGGCAGACUGAGAUUGUGGAAACCGUUCGUAAGUUUGUAAAGGAGGGAAGGUUACCACAUCUUCUGUUCUACGGACCACCAGGUACCGGUAAAACAUCGACUAUAGUUGCCUUAGCAAGAGAGAUCUACGGUAAAAACUAUCGAAAUAUGGUACUGGAGCUCAAUGCUUCCGAUGAUAGGGGUAUUGAUGUGGUGAGGAACCAGAUCAAGGAAUUUGCGUCCACGAGACAGAUUUUCUCGAAAGGAUUCAAGUUGAUUAUCUUGGAUGAAGCUGAUUCUAUGACAAAUGCAGCUCAGAAUGCGUUAAGAAGAAUCAUUGAAAAAUACACGAAGAAUACUAGAUUUUGCAUUCUUGCAAAUUAUGCGCAUAAACUAACACCGGCUCUUUUGAGUAGAUGUACGCGCUUUAGAUUUCAACCGCUACCGGCAGCAGCGAUCGAGAAACGUGUGACCAAUGUUCUAAUCAAAGAGGGCUUGAAAUUGAGCCCAGAGGCUUUAAAAGCUCUAUUGAAACUUUCUAAGGGUGAUAUGAGGAGAGCUUUGAAUGUUCUUCAAGCAAGCAAGGCCACCCUCGAUGAUCCAUCAGAAGAGGUUACCGAAAAUACUAUCUAUGAAUGUAUUGGAGCUCCACAUCCUCAGGAGAUUGAGACCGCUCUCGAGUCUAUGCUUAAGGAUGACUGGGGUACGGCAUUCUACACCGUCAACAAAAUUAGAACAUCUAAAGGGCUUGCUUUAAUUGAUAUGAUAGAGGGCAUGAUAGAGGUUCUUGAAGAUUAUGAAUUAAAGCCAGAGACAAGAACACAGCUGCUGUGUAAGCUAGCAGAUGUUGAAUAUGCGAUUUCAAAGGGAGGAAAUGACAAAAUACAGAAUAGUGCGGUCAUCGGAGUCAUUAAAACUAGCUUUGAACUUGAAGGGUAA
Lachancea fermentati is the source of this 987-nucleotide messenger RNA. Lineage: Eukaryota; Fungi; Ascomycota; Saccharomycetes; Saccharomycetales; Saccharomycetaceae. The record is from the annotation of a GenBank genome assembly.